Messenger RNA from Mucor mucedo, 2100 nucleotides. RefSeq names its product P-loop containing nucleoside triphosphate hydrolase protein. Gene Ontology annotation, cellular component: mitochondrial outer membrane. The coding region runs from base 1 to 2100 and encodes 699 amino acids. Gene Ontology annotation, molecular function: ATP hydrolysis activity; ATP binding. The transcript is spliced from 6 exons. The record is from RefSeq and is a predicted model, not a curated record. NCBI's taxonomy places the organism in Eukaryota, Fungi, Mucoromycota, Mucoromycetes, Mucorales, Mucoraceae.
AUGGCAUCGUAUAACCACACAGAUCAUUUAGCACUGAGUGUUCCAAAUAGAGGAGCAUGUUAUUUUCUUGACCACAUUGUCCACAAAUUGGCUGCGGAAACGAAAGCUGACGUACUAGUACUUGAUCCUCAAGAUUUUGUAUUUUUAGCACAACAUAGUUUCAGUAGAGAUGCUGCCACGAUAUUACCGUUAUUAUCAUCCAUUGACCCAGAAUCAAAUGCAUUAUUGGCACUUGGACAAAAUGACGGCGAUUCAAAUAUGGAUGAUGAGGAUGAGAGUAUUAUCGAUAAAGCAGAAGGUGGAGGAGCAGUUGAAAAGUUUAAAAAAGAUGAAGAUGAGGAGAGCGAAGAAGAAUCCUAUGAGGACGAGGAAGAGGACGAGGAAGCAGCAAAGAUUCAUAAUUCCAGAACGGUGGAAUUGGAUCUAGCAGAUUUGUUCGAUGAAACCAGCGAUAAAGAUAAUGAGAUACAUAAGGUAUCUAAAGCUGUGUUAAACCAGGUGUCUACCAAAUACACACACAUGUUUAAGCAUCUGUUGGCGGCUUCGGAAGGCGAAAAGAUAAUUUAUUUGCGAGACUUUGGUGCCAUGAAGGAUGCAUUUACGAGAAUUAUGUUAAAGUCGUUAGUAACGGCGGUAGAGGAAUUAAGACAAAAGGGACAGAAGGUCAUGAUUGUAGCCUCUCAUUGUAAUACCAAUCAAAAUGAAAAUUACUACAUUCCAGCUAUCGCUAAUAUGCGUCGUAUUUCUGUACUCCCAUUACUGCAGGAUGAGGUUCAUUUAAAUGAUUGGAAGACAGUCAUGAAGAGCGAUGAAGAAAGGAGAAUUACCGAAAUUAAUGCUAAACAACUGUUAGCCAUGUACAGUCAAAAGAGUCCGUUAGAUAUCGAAAGAAGCCAGGACUUGCUAAAAGACUUGUUGGGGUUAAAUAAUAUUUCCAAAUCCAUCUGGUCACCCAGUGAUGUAGAUCGACGUGUGACAACCGCUAUAGGUCAUGCCCUUGAGCACAACAAGACAGACUUGGAUUUCGAGGAUUUUAAGGUCGCUCACGGUAUAGUUGAACAAGUGUCCGAUCUUAAAGAGAAAACAUGGAAGCAAUUCAAAAAUAUUGGUACUCCCCUUGUAUUGCAAAAGGACGGGAGUGUUGAUAUGAAUGUCUUGAAAAGAAGUUGUAAUGAAUACGAAAAGAAACUUUUAGGAAGAAUGGUAGACCCCUCCAAAGUCCAAGGUUCUUUCAAAGACGUUCGUGCACCACCUCUUACAAUAGAUAGUCUUCAGUCACUGAUUUCGUUACCGUUGAUUCGUCCAGAUCUGUUUAAAAAGGGCAUUUUAAAGAAAAACUUUAUUCCUGGUGUAUUGUUAUUCGGGCCGCCUGGUACAGGAAAGACUAUGUUGGCAAAAGCAGUAGCAAAAGAUAGUGGGAGUCGGAUGCUUGAUAUUCAAGCAAGUGAUGUAUAUGAUAUGUACGUUGGGCAGGGCGAAAAGAAUGUGAAGGCAGUGUUUUCUUUAGCGAGGAAGCUCUCACCCUGUGUUGUAUUUAUCGACGAAGUUGAUAGUUUAAUGAACAAACGCGGUUCAGAUUAUUCUUCUAAAUCUCACCGAGAAAUUAUUAAUCAGUUUAUGGUUGAAUGGGAUGGUUUAUCUAGUAAUAAUCAAGGUGUCAUUGUUAUGGCAGCAACUAACAGGCCAUUUGACUUGGAUGAUGCAGUGCUGAGACGUAUGCCUAGACGCAUUUUAGGUAACUUUUUAUUUAUGUUUAUGUUCGACUUGCCUAAUGUGGAAGAUCGUGCAGAGAUAUUAAACAUUUUGUUAAAGGACGAAGAACACCAAAUAUCAGUAGAAGAACUAGCCAAAAAAACGGAACAUUACUCGGGUUCGGAUUUGAAAAAUGUAUGUGUGACAGCAGCUCUCACCGCCGUCCAACAGCAAGUGAAGACAAAUAUGUCUCAGUCUUUGAAUAUGGAUCAUUUCAAUACCGCUUUAAAAAUGGUCCCACCUAGUUCUAGUGAAGAAAUGGAUUCUUUGAUAGAAAUCAGAAAAUGGGACGCUAAAUUUGGUGAUGGCAAGAAGAAGAAGAAAUCUAACAUUGGCUUUUCAGAUUAG